Molecule: messenger RNA, 1440 nt
Organism: Ceratina calcarata
Lineage: Eukaryota; Metazoa; Arthropoda; Insecta; Hymenoptera; Apidae
Gene: Pex10
Product: peroxisomal biogenesis factor 10
Exons: 2
Coding region: 544-1401 (285 amino acids)
Biological process (GO): protein import into peroxisome matrix
Cellular component (GO): peroxisomal membrane
Molecular function (GO): zinc ion binding
Source: RefSeq, a predicted model, not a curated record
UUCUACAUAUAUGCGUAUUUAAAUAUAUCUGCCUUACUAUAAAAGAUUGAGAUAAUUGAACGAUCCGACGAUCGAAAUACAACUUAUAAUGAACAUUGUUAACAAACAUUAUUACUCUACUCUACUCAAACUCAAACACAACAUCAUUCGAAUUUCUUGCGCAAUGACUAGCAAAGCAAUUGCUAUUCUCUAUGCCGUUGUAAUCUGCAAUGCGAUACAGCGAGGUGGUAGUUUAAUCGGAAAAAAACAUACAUAAGCAUGUUUCUUUGUUGUUUUGCCAAACGAGAAAUACAUAUUUGUUUCUGUACAAAUCGUAACUUUAAGAGUUGAUGAGGGAAUGGUGUUCAAACACUUUUUUAGUUAAUUGAGGUUAUACUCAAUGUAUUAUAUGCUACAGACAAUUAUCCUGAUUAUAAUUUAUUCGUGACACUUGCGUAGGUCAUAUUCCAAGUUAAUUGCGUGUUAUUUAUAAAUAUCGGCUAUCGCGUUGUUCCGUUUCGGUUCAUCGAAUUCCUCGUAAUCGAAAAUUGAAAAUCGUCUGCAAUGAACGUGAGAAAGAAACAUGAAAAAUUAAAAACUGCGAGUCAAGCAGAAAUUCUACGAUCGCAUCAAAGGGACAUUGACUUUGUUAAACACUUACGCGAAAGAGUUAUUGAUGUUUUACAAAUUCUUGGGAAACGAAAGGGUUUGCUACCCUUUAUUCAUUCCGAUAUUCCCUUUAAAUUGAUUUAUUUCUUCUUCACGUCGGGAAUGGGAAACCAAACGCUAGGAGAAGAGUACACAGGAAUAGUGCAAGCUAAUUUAGAAGCUCACAAAGUUCCAUCCCUUUUCGCAAGGGUGUUGGCAGUGAUUUUAGAAUGUUUUGGAGAAAGGGCGUUGUUAAAAUUAUUAAAAAGAUUAGAGGUAUCAGUUAACGAUUCUUGUAGUCAAUUGACUCCCGCUGCUGUGACAUUCUUCAACUCUUUUAUAUCAAAAAUGUACACACUGAUACCCAUUCUAAUAUUAGCGCAUAAAGGAUUAUUUUAUAUAUUUGGUCAGUACUAUAGUCUGGGCAGAAGGAUAGCGCGAAUAGAUUACGCAAAGGUGUACGGUCAUCGACCUAACGACACUAUCAGUUGGGGACUGAGGCUGUUAGGGAUUGCCACGCUUGCACAGUGUUUGUUGAAGUUCUGGCAAAGUAGAAACGAUGAUGAUCAAUCUCAGAGGUGUUUACCAAUCGACGAGAAGCACGGUAAACCGAUGUGUCAGUUGUGUCUGGAGAAGAUGCCGACGACUGCCACACCCUGCGGUCAUUUAUUUUGUUGGUUUUGCCUUACCGAUUGGCUGAAUGCUAAACCGCAAUGUCCUCUGUGUAGAGAGCACGUUCUACCUUCUAGAAUUGUACAUGUGAUGAAUUUGUAAUAUUUUGCUGGAUAUGUAAAAAGACAAAGUUGAAAAACA